Messenger RNA from Chinchilla lanigera (long-tailed chinchilla), 1235 nucleotides. RefSeq lists its product as uncharacterized. NCBI's taxonomy places the organism in Eukaryota, Metazoa, Chordata, Mammalia, Rodentia, Chinchillidae. Bases 1 to 1176 code for a protein of 391 amino acids. The record is from RefSeq and is a predicted model, not a curated record. The transcript is spliced from 4 exons.
AUGAGCAAACGAGGGCCGCGAGGGCUAACACAGUCAGCGCGGGAGCCGGGGUUCCAGCCCCGCUGGCCGGGCCUCUGGGCCUGCGCGCCCGCAGCACCCCAUCUCGAUGUCCAGGUGUUUAAAAUGGGGGGCUGCGGGAUUCUCUUCUCCCCAGGAGGCUGCCCCCUCGUCUUCCUUCCUUCUCGCCGUGCAGCGUCUGCGGACCCGAGCGGGAGGGCGCGUCGCGGCUCUGCGGGCCCCGGGGAGCCCCGCGGACCCCGGGACUCGGAAACAGCCGCCCACGCCCCGCUGCGGCCGGCACUCCACGUGCGCGCCCUCCCCGCCCUUGCCUCGGACGCCCCAGCCGCCUCCGUAAAGGGAGAGCGGCGGCCCCUCACGCGACGCCAAAGGACCCCGCGGCUGCACCGACUUACUCAGACAGCGUCCUGUCGGGUCCUCCUCCGGGCCAGCUCUGCAGAAGUAUGCGUGAACUCUCACGAAUGGGCGGGGCUUGAGGCUCCGGCUCCGCCCGCGCCUGGGGCUGGGGGGCGGGGCCGGAGGCGGAGAGGCGCCGUGGGCUCCUCCGCUUUGCGGCUGCUCCCCCAGGCCGAACUAGCGCCGAGAUUUGGGGGCGAAGAAAGAGUUGUGCAGAAGAAAGAGUUGUGUUGUAGGAAGACGUCUGUGGACGUUGUGCGCGGGCCCUCGGAGCGGAGGACCGCCCUGACGGGGUCUCAGGUGGCCCCGGUGUUAGUCCGCUGUUCCCGCCCCGCCGUGCGGCCGGCCGAGUCCGCGAGGCUCGCCCUCCCGUGUGGCGGGCCGCUGGUCCGGUGCCCUGCGGUCUCCGCAGCCCGGGGUUCGUUCGCGCCGCCGGCGUUUCCAGAACGAUCUGUGUGCGUGCGCCAGGUGCCGGCCGGCGGCCAUGUUCUCAGGGAAGCGGGAGCCUGUGGCGGGCGCGGGUCAGAAGCGACGCUCGCGCGGAGCGGGCCUCGCGUUGUCUUGUGCUCCGCUAACCCAGCCCCCGGGGGUGGCCGGGCCCCUCAGAGACGAGGUCGUUGGGUUUAUCGAUCGUCCCUGUUGAAAGGCCUGGCAAUCAGUAGCCGUGGGCAUGCAGUCGGGCCGGCCGAGAGACGUGCGUGUGACCCGAGUAGGACAGCUCGAGUGGCCUUGAGGCGGCGGAGAGGGGGAGAGAGAGAUUGAUUCUAAUCUGGACGGACAUAGGAUCAGCCAGGCAUGGUGGUGCAUACUUGUAAUCCCAG